Molecule: messenger RNA, 3524 nt
Organism: Anas platyrhynchos (mallard)
Lineage: Eukaryota; Metazoa; Chordata; Aves; Anseriformes; Anatidae
Source: RefSeq, a predicted model, not a curated record
UGUAUCGCCCUUCCUUUCACCUUCUCCCCCUUCUCCAUGCCCCCACCACCGCUCACCUUUGUGCCCCAGCACUGGCAGCACCCAGCCUCACCCCGGGGUGCCGUGGCCGGCUUGCUGCGCCUCGCAGGAGCCGACGUUUUCCUUUUUGUCUCCCUCGUUUCCUUGGUUUCAAGGUUUUUCUUCCUCAUCGAGCCCCUAAUUAACAAAAAAAACAACAGGGAGGAUUCCCAGAUUCAGGGUGCUGCUGGGCUGGGAAGGGGGAUCACAGGUGCCCCAGCCUGGUUCUCCCUCCCUGACCCAACCGUUUUGCCCCAGUUCCUUGGUUUUGCCCCAAAUUUUUACAAUCUCGUUCCCCCUGAGCUGGAUCUCUAUACCAGAGCUGCCCAGACCCCAAACCAAGCCACAUCCACCCCACACAGCGUCACCCAACCCCAGCCCCAUUGUGCUUGGGUGCGAGUCCCCUCCCCUGCAACGUCCCCGGCUUCCCUCUGCGUCUGUUCCCAUCAGGAUUUGGAGAUAAGCUCCAAAAUCAAGGCAGUGUUUUUGCCCCUCUGCCUUAUCAGCCAGCAUCCCCCAGCGGGGUGGCACGGGAAGGGGAACAGAGACCCCAAAUCUCUUGGACUCCCCUUCCCCACGUGCAGAGCAGCCCCACAGCCCGUGGCGAGGCUCCAGAAGGCAGUGGAGAUUUUGGGAAUCCAGCUGUGCACCGAGCAGCCCCUGCCCGGGGACGGCAGCGUGCGGCACCCGCGGGUGUGGGCACAGCCCAGGGACCUCGGCACACCGGGGUUUCAUUCCUGGUUCUGCUGCUGGACCCCUGAGCAUCCCCAGGGGACAGCAGGAGCAGCCCCUGAGCACACAGUGAAGCCCCCCGCUGCUUUGAGCCCCCUGCCCACGAGGUGCUGGUUGUCCCGUGCUGGGUUUUAUGGCACAGAGCACCCAGGAUCCAGCCCAGCUGCAGGAGGCUUUCACCCCCCUGCUGCUUCCCCCGGGGCAGGACUGGGAGAUGUCCCCCCAAAAAUCCUUGGGGGCCUUGCAGGAGGGCAGAGGUGCAAGCGGGACCUGGGACGAGGGGCAGCGGGGGCAAUUUUAGCCCCCGAAGUGCCUCCGGUGUGGACCAGAUGUUGAGAAGAGCUCGGCUCCCGGCCACCCCCGCUGCAAGCCCCGUUGCCAGAUCAUGCGAAGAAUCCCGGCCCCGAAGCAGAGCCAAGACACCCAGCUCCUGGGGGAGCCAGACCUGGCCAGCUAGAGGCAGGCAGCGGUGGUUUUGGGGACAAACGUGUCACCCUGCAGCUGCUGGCUCCUCUCGCCUCCUCCCCGCAGCCCUGGAGGCAGAGCCCGUUCCCAGGACGAGGCUUUUUCCCCCUCGCCCCCUUUCCCCAAACGACGUCCCCAAAACGCACCGAGCCCGCCGAGCGCUCGCCUGUGGACGGCGGAGAUCUGGCUGAUCGCACGGGCUUGGCUUUCCUCCUCGUUUCCAGCUGCUAAAUUGCAUUAUAGGCCGUUAAAAACACGGCGCAUACUUUCCUAAUGUGGCUUUUCCGUGGUACGCGAGCGAGCGCGGCCGCCACCGGGAUGCUGGGCGAUGGCGAGCUGGGGUGGGGGGAGUCACGGGGAGACCUGAGCCCCAAAUUGGACCCCAAAAGAAGAGAAUUGUGUGGUCCCGUGGGGGCAGCAGGCUGCCCUGCCCCGUGCCUCAGUUUCCCCAGCGGUGGGAGUUUUGGUGGUGCUGCCUCUGCGAUGAGCUCUGGCAGCAAGCAGGACGCGCGUGCGGCACCUCGGUGUUCUUUAGGGGGGGGGAUUUACAGGAAAAGGGGCUUUUGCUCAAAAAUCGGGGCUUGAUAGAAGUCCAAAACCGAGCUAGAAGUGCUCUGGUAACGGUGUUAUGGCACAAAAAAAUGAUUUCUGGGCACGAUUGGAUGUGCCACACGGCACCCCAAAUGGAGACCGCGUCCAGUCCGAGGCAGCAGCAGUGCCGCGAGCUCAGAGCCAUCUCCCCACAGCACCGAUGUCCCCGUGGGCCUGUGGCUACAAAACCACCUCCUUUGGCUCGCUGCAGCACUGCGAGGAGCAACCCAAGUCCCUGAGCGGGUUCCUUCGGGGUUGGGGACAUCCCAGUGAGAAUUUGACCACGUUUGGAGCUGGGGCACAGGCGCCGUGCCCGAGCAGGGGGUUGGGGAGCUCUGCCACCCCCCCAGGGCUCCCAAACGCCUUCUCCCUUGCCGAGGAUUGGGCAUGGAUGUGACAAAGGUGCUGCAGAAACUGUCACACCUCCUCGGACCUGCAGCAUCACGAUGCUGAGGGCUGCGGGCACCCUCCUGGGGUACCCAGCCCAGCUCCGUUCGGUGCCGGUGGCGCAGGGAGCUGCGCACCCAUGGGUGCCAGGGUGAAGGUGCCGGGGUGAAGGUGCCAGGGCAGCCCUCAGCUCCUGGCACGGGGCUUGAGGCUGCUUCCAGCCCACUGCAACCCCUGCAGGCACCUCCAGCACCUCCAGAGGAGCCAGGAGAGCCCCCCAGGCAGCACCCAGCACCCAGGCAGAGCGAGAAGGGGAGAGCCGCGAGAGGGCGAGGAAGGAGUUAAAGCCCGGCGCAGGCAGCCCCCACCCUCUCCCUUCUCUGCUAACUUUGGGAGGAAGGGAAUAGCAUAAAGCUCAAAUAUAAUCUCAGUGUGAAAGAGGAGACCUAAAAAAAAAUAAAAAUAAGUUAAGCACCCUCCAAGCACAAUGAAACCAAAACCUUUCUGCCCAAAGCAGACCUGAAACAAACCUUCAUGCUGGUUUGGGGUACUUUGUGGGUCCUUUGUGAGAAAGUCCCUCAUAAAGCCCAGCUCUGGGUUGCCCUGGCCCAGCUCCCACACCAGACACGACCCCUUUGGGCACCAACCAUCGCUCCCCAUUUGUUUUCCCAGCAACGUGGUUCACCAUCCAUGGACCAGACCCGUUGGACUCUCGUCUCCAAGAGCAAGGAACGCUUGGGUUCACCUUGCUCACCUCCGAGCCUGCCCUGAGCAUCCCCCGGAGGAUCCUCACCCGACCUCCAACCCGUGGUUUUGGAGGAAAAAAAGCCUCCUUCCUCCUCCGUAACUCAACAUCAUGGCAGAAAACUGUUUUUACGCUGGAGGAACCUCCUGUGGUGUGGAUGUCUCUUCCCAGCCCAACCCAAGCUUCUUGCCACCACCCAGCUCCCAUUUUCCAACCCUCCUACCCAGAGGAGGUGACGUUACGGCGAGCACCAUGGGGACGCUUUGUGGGGAGGGGGCUACACAAAGAGGUGCUGGGCUGCGUUUCCAGCCGCCCACCCCUCGUUGCAGAAGGAAGCAGCGGCAGGGCCGUGCCCUCCGACCCGAGGCAGAGAAGUGAAACCCCAGCGAAGUAGCAAACAAGUCGAGGUGUAAACACGGCACGGCUCCGCGGCGCUGCACCGCGGCUCGUUAUCUCCGGUUAGACUGGAGACGGUAGAGCCGGGUUUGAGAAGAGGCAGAAAUCUCAGCAAUUAAAGAUAUGUCGUGUCAAAAAAACUCUAAACUGA